CACCGGCCUCAUGGCGCUGGAGCAGCCCCAGGCAGAGGGCCCCGCAGCCACCCCCGCACCGCCGCGACUCUGCGAGCCCGGCCCCGCCGGCAGCGGCACCGCUCUCUCCGCCCCCGGCAGCCCCAGCGAGGCGGUGCCCGCCGGCCCUGGAGGAGAGGAGGAGCCCGGCCCGGCCCCGGCGCUGCCCGGCGGUGAGGGGGAGCCCGGGCCCGGGGGCUCGGAGGAGGAGGAGGAGGAGGAAGGGGAGGCCGGCGGGCAGAACGGAGGCGCGGCCGAGGAGCCCGAGGCGGAGGCGAUCCCCGCCAGGCCCUCGCAGAACAUCGCGGUGCAGACCGACUUCAAGACAGCUGACACGGUGGUGAACACGGACCAGGACAUCGAGAAGAACCUGGACAAGAUGAUGUCUGAGAGGGCUCUGCUGAAGGAGAGGUACCAGGAGGUGCUGGACAAGCAGAGGCAGGUGGAGAACCAGCUCCAGGUGCAGCUGAAGCAGCUCCAGCAGCGCAGGGAGGAGGAGAUGAAGAACCACCAGGAGAUCCUCAAAGCCAUCCAGGACGUCACGAUCAAGAGAGAGGAGACAAAGAAGAAGAUGGAGAAAGAGAAGAAGGAGUUCCUGCAGAAGGAGCAGGACCUGAAAGCAGAGAUUGAGAAGCUCUGUGAGAAAGGCAGAAGGUUGCUGAAGGAGCAGGAGGAGAAGGAGAACAAGAUUGCAUCUCUGAUCGCUGAGCAGUCUGAUGAGAAGCAGCUCUGGGAGAUGGAGCUGGAUAAGCUGAAGAACCAACACAAUGAGAUCAACAGGAACAUCCUGGAGGAGACAGAGAGGGCCUGGAAAGCAGAGAUCCUCUCCCUGGAGAGCCGCAAGGAGCUGCUGGUGCUGAAGCUGGAGGAAGCAGAGAAGGAAGCAGAGCUGCACCUCACCUACCUCAAGUCUGCACCACCCACACUGGAGACCAUGAGGCCAAAGCAGGAGUGGGAGAUGAGGCUCAACAGGAUACGGAUGACCAAGGAGAACGUCCGAGAUCAGUUCAACGACCACAUUCAGAUGGUGAGGAACGGGACGAAGCUGAGCAGCCUCCCACAGAUCCCAACCCCAACACUGCCCCCUCCACCCUCAGAAACAGAUUUCAUGCUGACAGCCUUCCAGCCCAACCCCUCCCUCACUCCCAGGCUCCCCUUCCCCAUCGGCCCUGUCCCUGUCCCCAUGGUCAUGCCCAGUGCUGACCCCCGGGCCCUCUCCUUCCCCCUCCUCAAUCCCACCAUCUCCCGGCCUGCCCAGCCCUCCCCACCACUCCCGGCCUCCCAGGGGAGGAGCAGCCCGGGUGUAGCCUCUCUCCUCGGCUCCCACAUCCCCCCUGCUGCUUCCAUCCCUCCUCCACCCGGCCUGGGAGGAGGAGGAGGGGGAGGAGGAGGGGGAGGAGGUGGAGGAGGAGUCGCUCCCGAGUUCCAGAGGCUGCAGCCAGCGGAUAAACUGGAGAAGCUGCUGGAGAAGCUGCUGACUCGGUUUCCACAGUGCAACAAGGCCCAGCUCACCAACAUCCUGCAGCAGAUCAAGAACGCCCGGAGGACCAUGGCAGGGCUGACCAUGGAGGAGCUGAACCAGCUGGUGGCAGCCAAGCUGGCUGAGCAGCAGGAACGGGCAGGAGCACAGCCUCUCAGCCGGAUCCGGGCUCCCCUCUUCUCAGCUCCACUGCCUCAGAUCAGCACCCCCAUGUUCCUGCCCCCUGCCCAGGUGGCUUAUCACAGCACGGCUUCACACAGCCCUGCUGCCUGUAAGCUGUGUCUCAUGUGCCAGCAGCUGGUGCAGCCCAGUGACCUCCACCCCAUGGCCUGCUCCCACGUGCUGCACAAGGAGUGCAUCAAAUUCUGGGCACAGACCAACACGAAUGACACUUGUCCCUUUUGUCCAAGUCUCAAAUGACAGCUACUGGAACAAAGUGGUCCCACCCGAGGAGUUGCUGUGAAUAGACAGGAUCAGUUCUGAGAUUUCUACAGUUCUAUAUUUAUACGACCAUGUAUACACAUGUACAUUUUUAUUAUAUAGGCAAUGUGUGUAUAGAAAGUCUGUAUACAUACCAGUUCAUAAAUAAAGUGUGUAUAUUAUGC
This is a messenger RNA of Calypte anna (Anna's hummingbird), 2103 nucleotides long. RefSeq names its product ring finger protein 214 (gene RNF214). The transcript is spliced from 15 exons. Gene Ontology annotation, molecular function: ubiquitin-protein transferase activity. The record is from RefSeq and is a predicted model, not a curated record. NCBI's taxonomy places the organism in Eukaryota, Metazoa, Chordata, Aves, Apodiformes, Trochilidae. Bases 11 to 1918 code for a protein of 635 amino acids.